This is a messenger RNA of Ogataea philodendri, 432 nucleotides long. RefSeq lists its product as uncharacterized. Bases 1 to 432 code for a protein of 143 amino acids. The transcript has a single exon. The record is from RefSeq and is a predicted model, not a curated record. NCBI's taxonomy places the organism in Eukaryota, Fungi, Ascomycota, Pichiomycetes, Pichiales, Pichiaceae.
AUGAACUUCUUGAACACCACGUGGCGGUCGUCGGUUGCAGACAGGUCCAGAUGGUCUUCUGGAGGAACCUUGAGACUGUUUGUGUCUGGGGCUGGGGUGGCAUUGGGUGAGGGAGGGACAGACUGCGCGUCCAGACUGAACAGUUCCUGCAUGCUGGGUCUUUUGGAUGUCGAGUUGAACGAGUUGUUUCUGCUCAGCAUCUCUGACGACGCAGAAAGUACUCGUCUGGGGAUUGCAGGCCGGCCUGAGCUGUCAAUGUCUGUAUCUACGGAGGAGUCGUCAGAAUCGGAUUCUGUUGCCAUUCCUGCACCAGACAGAACGAGGGAGUCUGUGCGGGAUUUUCGGAGAGCAACAGACCGUAUUCGGCGGUUUUUCUGUGCGUCGGUUCGCCAGUUCUGCAGAGGCAUGAUAAGUCAAACUAUCUCGCUUUGA